AUGUGUUUCAUGGCCCAUCCAUUUGCACAAAAACAAAUUGAUGGCCCACCCAAACUGAUGAAAAUAAUUUCAUGGCCCAUCCUUAUUUCCUCCGGCCCACCCUAGCAGUUACUUUAUGACCGGUCCCUAACGUGCAAUUAUAGCUGACAGUGCCUUUUUCGAAGAAACUGAAGUACUUUGCGACUAACCAUUACAUGCCACAGCGUAAUUAUGAUCUUGUCUCCUGAUUAUUAUUUUAGAGAAUGUUAUAGCAAUGUCAUUUCCAUCGUCGGGAAAGUACAAGUUAUACAGAAAUCCUAUUGCAGUAAGGAUGAUUUUAACUUCAUAAGCUUGGAAUUUGAGUUUAUUGAGUUUCUCACUCUUUGGUGAGCGGAUUUCCCAACAGGAUAUUGCCCAAUUGAUAGGGGAUCCGAGGUACCUAUGAUUUUAACGUCCUUAUCCGAGAAGGCGCGAAAUUCUAACCAUUUACAAAUGUCAAUGUACAGGUUUCUCAUUUAUUUUCAGUAAGGUCUUGAGUAGAGGUCCGACCAUGCAAGGAUUGAACCCGGAUCUCCCAGCUUGAAAGGCAAACGUGCGUGGUGACCACCAUACCACAGAUUGACCAUAACAUGAAUAAUGAGCAAUAAUUGUUUUGUUCAUGUAGGAAGUGGCCCGAUUUUUUGAGACCAAACAUCCUGGACACUACAAGAUCUACAACUUGUGCAGUAUGUUUUGCUUGCUAGACUGUAAUUUGGUAAUAUACCAUGACACAAACUCAAUAUUGAGUGGGGGAAGGCUUAAGAAGGGCAACAUGAUUCAACAUGGAGUUUAUCAAAAAUAUACGAAUUUUGUAUAGGGGGAAAUUAGUCUUAACCAGUUAUGUCCAAGACUGUAGGAAUAUGAAUAUCUACUAUUGAGAAUAUUACUGUAAUGCUUAAAAUAAUACCACCAUGCAGAUACUACGUUUUUAGUGUACGGCUGCAUGCUGCAUGGGUUUGGUGGUUCAAUGUAUGGUUGAUUGAUAAGUAAUCUGUAAUCCCGAAUACGUAAUCCUGGAUAAAUUUUGAAAAUAAUCCAUAUACUUUGUCUCUAAACAAAGAUAUCCUAAAAAUACAAUAGACCGAUAAUCCUAAAAUCCAGUCUUAAUAAUCAAUAAUCCUGCUAACUCCCAAAUAAUCCAUAAAGCCUUACAAGACGUCACUUUGAUUACCACCUCGGCCAGAUUCGUCAUAUCGUUUUUGUCGUAAUUCCAAAUCUUCUUCACUGGUAUUUACAGGCGAACGAGAUUAUGAUCAUUCCAUGUUCAAGGAUCGAGUCUAUCGCUUGAAAACUGAUGAUCAUAAUGUUCCAAAAUUAAGGUAGAAAUAAAUGUCUGUUCUGUUAAUUUGCUUAAACUUGCCAACUAAGUUUUUGUGUCUAUAUAUCGUUAUGUCAAAUCGAAUUUACACGCACUCCAAACGCUUUUACAAGUCUGAAAACAUGCCAUCGUGACUGUCAGUUACAUUACGUAGGGCCUAUAUAUAAUUACGUUUUAGAGAGUUACUGGAAUUUUGUAAUGACGUUAGAGAAUGGUUAAAUUCUGAUUCUGAAAAUGUCGUCGCCAUGCAUUGUAAAGGAGGAAAAGGUAUUGAUUGUCGUGUCGUACGUUAGAGUAUUUCCAAAAAAUUUUAAAUGUUUAAAUGCAUGAUGUAAGACUUUUGCAAUCAGUAAUCAGGAAGAAUCAUGCCCCCAGACACCCUAGGAAGAUUACUUCAUCUCAAUACCAACCCCAAUCCCCUGUGUCGUAUACUACAUACAAAUUUUUGUUCAACAGGUCGUACUGGAACAGCAAUCUGCACUUGGCUCUUGGCCUGUGAAAAAUUCAGAGUGGCGAAGGUAUACAUGCAGUAUAAGCACGCCAAAUUCUAUUGUGUUCUAAAUGUAAUUUUAAUCUAAUUCAACUUUUUAAAAUGACAAAAUACAAACAUACAGAUUAUAUAAUUUUUGCCAGAAUAUAUUAACACGAGAAAUCCCAAUUGACAUCUGACAGCCGUAUACAUAAAAUGAUAGCCUAUAUAAAUAGGAAUGUAUUAUAUUUCUCUACUAUUUCAUUAUUUCAAUAACUUAAGGUGUAACUAUAUCUGUUUACAGGAAAGUUUGGAAUAUUUUGGAAAACGUCGUACUGAUUUAACUGUUGGGAAAACAUUUCAAGGUGUUGAAACUCCAAGUCAGGUCAGUUGCUCGUGUUCGUGAGCAUUCACCACGUUUAUUUGUGUAAAUGAAUGUACAUUAUAUUGUACUGAUUAUAUAUAUAUAUAUUUACUUUUUUCUUACAGAGUCGUUUUGUUGGGUAUAUGGAGAAGAUAAUAUAUGACUUGAACUGGAUUGUUCCAGAAGAUAUUCCUAGAAAGAUCUCUCAAAUUAUAAUUGAAGGAAUAAAAAGUGCGUUUGUUAUAAAUUUUUACUCAAUGCAGUGCAGCUGUUGUAGUUUAAUUGUUGCCUAUAGUAUCAGUGUGUAUUGCGUACAUGUUUUUCUAUCAAAUAUUAAACCUACUAUUCCUCUGUCUAUAAGAUGAAAGAAUGACAACGCAAAAUCUUAACGUUCGCCCACGGAAACGCUGCUAUGCAAUGUACAAUAUUCUUUAAUACAUGCAUGCAUGCAUGGCCCUCUACUAGAAUCAAAUAACAAGGUCAUUUUAAAAUGCUUUCUGCGUCCAGAUCAGGCAUAUCGGUGAGUCUCAUGCAGCAAGUGUCAUAGGGGACAGAAGGUAAUGCAGUCAACCUCAGAAAUGCUGUAUAUAUGGCACCUACAGUAGCAAGCAAAAAGAAUCCUCGCGACUUUUUUCUAGAGGUUGGUCACGAUCUGUUGCACAAUUUGUGCUCAAUGAAUCCUGGACCGAUAUAUAUUCAGUUAGAAAUAAAAAGGUGCGUCUGCAUGAUUGUGACGAAAGCACAAACGGAAAUCACUGUUGACUUCUUUGAUAUCCUUCUUUGUCCUCGUAGGCAAAAUUUCAAGUCCAAAAUUUUCAAGUCCGAACCUUAAAUAUUUCGAGUCCAAGUCCAAAAUGAUAAAGUAUAAUCAUAUUUCCACAAUCCACAUAUACGAUGUAAUCAAAGUAAUAUGGUCGUGGCAAACAGAUCAGACUAUAUAGUAAUAUUCAAUUUCAAGUUUAAAACAUAUACAGUGCAAAGCAGUAUAAGGCCCUACAUUACAUGCAGUGCAUGCAUGCAUGUGUCCGAAUAAAAUAAAUGGAACACUUAAUUUGAAGUAUUGAAUUCCGUAAAUAGAUUUAAAAUACUCAUUAAAAAUUCAUAAACCUUGUGGCAAAUCAUGUCAGCCAUAAUAUGUCACGUGGAGUGACUUUAUAUCUGAUAAAACUCAUCUUCAUUAGUAUUCUUUAUAUAAUUCUUCAUCCUAAUUAGUAUGAUUAUAUAAUUGUUCAUCCUAAUUAGUAUUCUUUUGUAGUCGUAUUUUAAGCUAUUCAAAACACUCGAACCCGCGUUUUAUCAUAUCUAAAACGCUCGGCUGCGCCUCGCGUUUUAAAUAUGAUAAAACACUCCUUCUCGUGUUUUAAAUAGUACGUAUUUUUGUAUAUAUCGAACGAAAAAGCAUUGAUCAAUAAUUAAAAGGUCGUAAGAUAUAAAUCAUGUGAUUUCCACCUCUCUCGUGUGGUCAGUGAGUUAUUACGCAUCACGUCGAAUUUUGUCGCAAAAACAAAUCACAUAGUGUUUCCAUAUUGGCAUAUAUUCUUGUCGCGAAAAAGAUAUUUGGAAAAUUAAGCUUGAAACGCGUACUGACAGAGCAAUUUGUGUUUGCGCCGGGUUGCAAUAGAGGCCAUAAUUAUAACGAUCAGCAAUGAGUAUAUCAACGAGGAAAUUUAAAUGGUGGACUCAUACAGAACUUGACCUAAAUUCCCAAGUCCAGAAGUGUCAAGUCCGAAUUCUUUGAUAAGGAGUCCAAGUCCGAUGUAUUUAAGUCCGAGUCAUACCCUCAAGUCCGGACUCGAGUCCAAGUUCGGACUUGAGUCCUACAACACUGUCGUAUACUAAUACUCGUAUAUACUAGUGUAGAAACAAUCCAAAAGUUUCUAUCUUGUAAAUAUAAACUCUCUUAAUUGUCAAGCUGUUUCAACUGCAUGACGAGAUUCUGGAUUUGAAUAAAAAUUGGUUUGUCAAGAAGAGAAAAUAUAUAAAUCACGUUCUGUUGGGUAUUGUCAACGAUGCUCUAUUUUUAUCAAAUAAAAUGCAACUUACAAUUUUCUUCAUAUUUUAGGUGUUGGAAAUGGUAACGGCAGUGACUUACGCUUUCAAAUCAUAACUGAUGGCAAGGUUACUUUAGAGAGAGCAGUAAACGACAAGUUAGGACAAAUGGUAUGUACCGUAUCACAUCGGGAUAUCCAUGAUAAUUUUGGGCGUAGUGAAUAUUGUUAUGUUAAAUUGUUUAUAAAGUUACCCUGAAUUCCACGAAAUGUUUUUCAAACAAAACAUAUAUACAGAGAGUUUCUACAAAUGGGGUGGACGAGAGGGAAUUUACAAGAUACGUCAGGUUUUAGGCUCAGGUUACAUGUAGAGUGAGAAGUAGCGCUUGGUUGUUUUGAUUUAAAUUAUUCGGCCAUUAAAAUUCAAGGAUUAUACAAAGGUAUAAUUUCUUUAUUUUGCAAUAUUUCGAGCAGUUUUCCUGCCCGUCUUCAGCCUUUUAUUGAUGUUGCUGUUGUUUUUACAAUAAUCACUAUAUACGAAUAAUUGCGCCGAAUGUUUUUAUAACAAUGGUUUUUUAAAAAUUAAAGAUUGCUUGGUUGUUGUUUGACGUGUUUGUUUCACGUUCUUAAUAACAAUCUUGAAAACAAGCGGCCAUCUUCUUGAAAUCCUCCAUCUCAUCAUUCCCUAGCUUUAGCAACGACCUUUCAUGUCGUUCAUGAAGCUAUUCUCAAAUGACAUCAUUUUCAAACUUUAAGCUGGACUCGUAAAAAGUCUGAGAAACAGCAUUUUAAUAUUGCUCUAUAUAGCUAGCAACACAUAUUACAUACGAAUGCUGUAUUUUUACUUAUACGUUUUUCUAAUGUUGCAUGGUUUCUUUUCAGGAGGACGUUAAUGAUGAGUUGGACAAGAUAACAAUAACUCUGGAAGAAAAAUCACCAGUUAUUGCUGGAGAGACAAAGAUUAUCUUCUUUUCUUCAAAUAAGGUUUGACCAAUGAACUCCAUAUAUAUCUGGAGCGAGAACUCGAGUCCAAAAUGUGAAGCCAAGAUUCAGUCCAGUCUCUUUCUAUUGUUAGCUGGGGGAAAAUUGUGUUAAAACUGUUACGACCUUCAUAGCUAUUAGACGUCACUUUCCACCAUCUUGGGUUCACUUUUCUCAUGGGCUGAAUGAGUGAAGUAUAGAGGUCACUGCAUGGGUUUGACAUAUAAUCAAUUUUCUGCCGAUAAUUUGAAAAAUAUGCAAUGAAACAAAUUCCGAAUAGAUACAUCUCCAUUAGUAUUUAAUAUAGAGGUUUAGAUUCGACUUCCACUGCCGCUACUAUUAAGGAAUCAUUAACCAAUCAGAUGCGUUUGAUAUAUUCGAUUAACCAAUCAGAUGUUUACUAAGCCAGCGAAAGAUAGUGGUCUGAACUUGUCUAAUAUCUGCUGGGGGGGGGGGGGGGUUAUCAGGUUGGAGGUGGGAUGUCUGGGAUGCUUAAUACAUAUUCGGGCACGAAUAAUGUUUUGCAUGAUUUCGCCGAAAUGCAGAAAGUUCUGCACCAUUGGGUAUUUUAAAGAUAUAGUAUAGCUUUAUUCGAACACUCACAGGUAAAUUCGGAAUUACACGGGACAUUUUCAACAGUUGAAUUUAAAAAUUCAAAAUUUCUUACCUAAAGACGGAGGGGUGUCCUUUAACGAAAAAUUAUGUUUGAUUUGAUGUUGUUUAGAAUGUCCCAGUCGGCUAUGAUAAAUGUGCUUUUUACUUCUGGUUUCACACCGGCUUUGUUCAGGACGACAGGUAAACAUUUCUUAUUUAAAAUAUAGCAUUUCUACUUAGUAUAGUUUAUAAAAAACUCUUGAAUGUUUGAGGAAACUAAAAUAACAGUUGGAAAAUAAGCGCGUUGUUGAUUGUCGUUAUCAGCCACAAUCUCGUGAUUAUGACAUUUAUGGUUGGAAUAUGCAUAUUUGCGGUCGGAAUAUGAAUAUUGAUUGUAUAGGAAUACGAAUAUUAAGAAUAUGAACAUCUGGAACUAAAAUACACCCUUUCGAUAAUUACGUCACACAUACUUUUUGGUCUUGGACCGGAGCCUCGCUCUCAUUAGUAAAUUACGCAAGGUGAUUGGCUCACGAUUCAUGAGAGCGAGGCUCCCAGGCUAAAUGACGUAAUUAUCGAAAGGGUGUGUUGGAAUGAAUAUUCCCUAUCCCACGUUUAGAGGUAGGGAUAUUAAAUAUUUAAGGAAAAUAUUCCUCUUCCACCCCCGAAUCGUGGUAUAUCUUCGGUAAAUCCCGUUGAGUGUUUACAAGAAUGGCGAAACGCGCUGCUUAAGGCUGAUUUCCUCUGUUGCGUUUUUCGUAUACGCACGUACACGCACGUAAAACUUUGAAUCCUUCUAUUUUUUAAGUAUUUUACAAAUAAGUUAACAAAUGCAUACUAAAACUUGCGGAACACUAAAUUCUGUUGCUUUAUUUAUUUGGUUAUUUCAUAAGUAACAUUUAAACGGAUUUAAAGUUUUACGUGCGUAUACGUACCUUUGAAAAACGCAACAGUGGAAAUCAGCCUUUAGAACCACAUCUUACGCUACGCUGCAAAACCAUCAAAGAUAGUGAAGUCUUUUAAGAGGACCUACAUAUAAAGUCAUGCAUUUUCUGACUGGUAUCCUUCCUGAAAUCAACGUUGUUGACUCAUGAUAGCAGUCCAUUAAAUGUCCAUAACGCCGCUACAAAUACGGUUGAACAGUACGAACUCUGAUUUUUUCUGUGUUGAUGUUGUGUACUCAUGAGGUGAAUAUAAUGUUUGUGAUGUUACUCUGAGUGUGUAUCCACACCGGGCGAGCUUGAAAAAUAUGCCCGGCCACGGUGGGAAUCGAACCUAUGACCUUUGGAAUACUAUAGCCCAAUGCUCUGCCAACUCAGUUGCCAAAGCAUUGAUAUUUUUCACGUCGCGAGGAAAAAUUCUCAACGUCUGCGGAUGUUGCGAGCUUAGUAGCUUGAAUCAAUUAGCCAAUGAGAAACCAUACUGUUCUUCAAUCAUGUGACGUUGAACAAAUGCAAAUGAUUUUGUCAAUUAUGUUGUGUAGUUUUGCCAACGUGUGCGGCGGUGAAAAUGCAUAUAGCUGAGCUAUAGCCGCCAUGCACGCGAGCCCAGCAAAUUUCCAUCGUGUGCGGCAGGCUUAACGCCAACAAUCACGAAAGACAUUUUGCUAAGCACUAAAGCACAUAGCUCUGGUAUGUGCGGCGGGCUUUACUGAUCACUAUUCCACGUCACAUGUCAUUUCGUUUGCUCAGAACUGCCCUGAUCAAGCUACAUGCAUGUACAAUAUUACUAUUCACUACUUCAAAUGCACUUCAUUUAGAAUUAUUUUAACUCAUCCCACUGAUUGAUUUUUGCUCUUCUCCAGCUUUACUAUGUAACCGAAAUGUGUAAAUCACAUUUUAAUGUAAUUUUUAUUUAUGUACUUCGUGUAGAUUAUAUAGUCUUUAUAGAAACAUGUUCUAGAAAACGAGUUCAUUGCAAAAUAUUUGAAGAUGCGCAAUUUAACAGUGCUUGUUUGUUUAGUCAUUGUUUUAUUUUCACUUUAGUUUCUUACUGACAAGAAAUGAAUUGGAUAAUCCUCAUAAAAAGAAGACUUGGAAAACGUUCAGAUUUAAUUUUUCUGUUGAAUUAAAAUUUUCUCAGUAACAAAAAGCAUUCACUAUCAUAAACAUACGUCAUAUCAAGGUUCUAUAUAACCCAUUCAGGACAUGUUGACGUUUCGACCAAAUGUUUGAUAUUUCUUGUUGUAUUGCAAGGAAUUUGAAAGUAAACAUAAAAAACAUAAAAUGUCGACAAUGAAAAUGAUCACUGUGUGUGCACAUGCUUUAUUUACUUUCGUUGUGACUGUAUGAUCAGCAGUUGUUUCAGGGCCUUUUUUAAGGAUUUUCCCGUCGGGAAAGGGCCUUUUUUUUAAAAGGGACCUUUCUGUGAGAUACUUUAUUAUAGAGGAAGAUAGCAAUGGCCGAAGUCCACGUGUGUGGGGGCAUACUCCCGCAGAAAAUUUUGAUUUCGUGGGAGGGCACAAGGGGGACUGGAGGGCAUUUCCCACCCCCCCCCCAGCUUGUAUGUUAAAAAAGGCCCUGAGUUGUUUAUUUCAAUCGCGAUAAAAUGUUUGGCGAAUAUCUUGAAUUUCAAAACGUGCAUUCACUUAAAGACAAAAAUAGCAAAACGAAUGAAUUUAAAUGACAUCGGCAAUGGAUUCUGUACAGUGCCGUAGCCAGAAAGAUAAUUGGGGGGGGGGGGGCACAUAUUCAUAUAUUCGUGUUCACAUACCAUAAAAACAAUUGAUUUCAACUACGGCACUGAUUCUAUAUGGUUAUGGUCUUGGCAUUGCUUGGCACUCUUACCAAAUUUGAGCAUGAUUGAAUCAUUCAUUUCAAUCUUCUCAUUUAUUUAGCAAUGAGCAAUUUGUCUGUAUAUUUACAUAUAACACAGAGUUAACUAGUAGGCCUAAGUUUGGAAAGACAAUUUUUGAUUUAAUAAUAUGCUGCACGGCUAGCCACGCGGUUUUUGACCAGGAUUGUAAUAAAAAAGCUCUUCUGCGUGCAUAUCAUUUUACAUUUCUUCGAUAUCUGUUGGUUUUUCGUUUCCAUGCAUGAUAUGUAAAUUGUUUGAUAUGUAAAUAAGUUGUCAUUGGAUGGCACUGCUAGAAAUUAAUAAUUUUCUGUAGUUUCAUAUUCAAUGUUUACUUAUUUACUGUUGUUUUAAAUGGUUAAAUAUUAAUUUUCUUUACAUAUAUCGAAAAGUGAAAUAUCUUCAAAUGAAGUCAUGAAGAUAUCGGAAAAGUGCAAAAGAACACGCUAUACGUGCAGUUUUUGGCAAACUAUAUUAUAGUCUAUGUCCAUAUCCAUUAGAAUCCAUUAUUAAUCAUUAUACUUAAUAGUAGAUCUUUUAUCUGUAAAGACAACUUUUAUUUGUACAAUUUGUAAAGUUAAUUACAAAGAAAACUAAAGUAAACAAAAAAAUGAAAUGAUCUACUCGGACCUCG
This is a messenger RNA of Paramuricea clavata, 9156 nucleotides long. The record is from the annotation of a GenBank genome assembly. NCBI's taxonomy places the organism in Eukaryota, Metazoa, Cnidaria, Anthozoa, Malacalcyonacea, Plexauridae.